Molecule: messenger RNA, 1761 nt
Organism: Peronospora farinosa
Lineage: Eukaryota; Oomycota; Peronosporomycetes; Peronosporales; Peronosporaceae
Source: the annotation of a GenBank genome assembly
AUGGAGCAAUCAUUUACGGACAGUAGUACCGUAGUGGUCAUUAAUGAUGGCCCACCUGCUCUGGUCGAGAUGACAAGUCGAGGCUAUGGAGAUGGAGACAGUUCGAGUCCAAUGGGUCAUCGAAAUCGCAGUGUCAGUAUGAGUCUGCACUCGAAUGCACCUCCAAGCAAGAAACAGCGGGCUUCCGACGAUAAAUACGAGAAAAUACCACCCCCUUCCGUCCACCCUGGACGUUUCUUAGCGCCCGUCUCUUCUACGGAUGCUCUGGAGACCGUUACUACAGGUAUCGAAGCUCGAGAUCAAGUGAGUGAUGAGACGGAUGUUCCAGAUUAUGAAGAAGAUGAAGAUAGAGACUUUGGAGGCACUGCUGUAUCGAUUUCUAGACCGUCAUUUAGACGUGAUGGAGACUCGUCAGAUGAUGAAAAUGAUGUGAAUGAAGAAGACUUUAUACAUUGGCUCGUUGAGCAAAAAAUGGCUGGUAUACCGGCGAUUCAAAUGCUGGAUGUUUUGGGAUUGGGAGUAUCAGAAGGUGUUGCAGUAGAUGAUGAUGAAUUAUGGGAAGCUAUGCUUUCAAUGGGCAUUCGACUUGUAAAACCGACAGUGACGCGGCCACGUGAAAAGUUGGACACGGUCAAUACAUUGCAGGAUGUGGCAAUGCUGCUGCGGUCGAGCAAGAAGAUUGUAGUGCUGGCGGGUGCUGGCAUCUCUGUGUCAUGUGGCAUCCCGGAUUUCCGGUCAGAGAAUGGCAUUUAUAGUCGCCUUGGCGAGUACAACCUGCCAAAUCCACAGUGCAUGUUUGACAUUGAGUUUUUUCGAUCGAACCCACGGCCAUUCUUCGCUUUUGCGAAGGAACUGUUUCCUAAAUGUAGCGGCUUUACGUUUGUACCAUCUCGGAGUCACUACUUUUUGAAGCUGCUUGAAGAAAAGGGAAAGCUACUUCGGAUUUACAGUCAGAACAUUGAUAUGUUAGAGCACGCAGCAGGCAUUUCGCACGAACACUCUGUGCUAUGCCACGGUUCUUUCGCCACAGCAACAUGUUUAGCAUGCAAACAGAUGUAUCCAAACGACGCUAUUCGCGAGGAUGUGCUAAAUCAGCAAGUGCCGAUGUGCAAGUCGUGUAGGUCACCGGAUGGAAUCGUCAAGCCUGACAUUGUAUUUUUUGGUGAAUCGUUACCGCGACGCUUUCACGACUCCAUUAAGAGUGACGAAGGCGAGGCAGAUCUUGUGCUUGUUAUGGGAUCGUCACUCAAGGUGAACCCUGUACGCAGUAUUGUUGGUCGCUUCAAAAAGACUACGCCCAUGAUCUUGAUCAAUAGAGAACCAGUGGGACGUCCACACAAGUUUGACGUAGAGCUACUAGGAUAUUCCGAUGAGAUUGUGCAGGAGCUAUGUCGACUGCUUGAAUGGGAUAUUCCACAGCCUGACCCGGUGCUUCUGGGCCAGUCUAACCUUCCACUGCCGCCCGUGGUACCUUUGAGUACUCUUGUACCCCUGUCGUUCGAGUUUGUUAUUCCGUCACGGCAUUUGUUCAACGGUUCGAAGUCAACAUAUUGCAGUUCAAGUGACGAUGAUAGUAGCAGCUCGUCUAGCGAAAACCGGACAGGUGGAGAGGGUGAUACAGAUUUUGGUACAGCUGAUGUGGAAGGCGUGGACGAUGAGACAUUCUCGCCACUUAACGGCGACUUAGCAAAGGAGGAUCAAGACGAGUUGAUGGGAAGUGGCAACGAGUUGCUAGGGUCUACAAGCUUUGAUGACAAUUGA